Messenger RNA from Symsagittifera roscoffensis, 1550 nucleotides. Its product is annotated as slender lobes-like protein. The transcript has 4 exons. The record is from RefSeq and is a predicted model, not a curated record. Bases 31 to 1341 code for a protein of 436 amino acids. NCBI's taxonomy places the organism in Eukaryota, Metazoa, Xenacoelomorpha, Acoela, Convolutidae.
CUUAUUAAAUAGGUUCCUAAUUUGUAUGAUAUGAGUGAUGAAGAUAUAUCUCACAAAAUUACAAAGUAUUCGCGCAUUUUGCGAAUAAAGGAAUCUUCUUAUAAAGAUGUUAUGGUAUCACUGGAGCGCUUGCAAUUCUGCAUUACUUCAAGGCAAAUUUUAGAGUCGUCUGGAAUUGAACCAGUGGUUCGCUCGUGGGUUAAAAAUGACGAUGGCCCUGCGUGUAACCUUGCGAGAAAACUCCUCAAACAGUGGGAAAACUCACACUUUUUCAAAUCGAGUUCGCAGAAUUCUCAGCCUAAUAAAUACUCUGGCUCGAAAAGCAAUGGCCAUUCAAAUGGUCGUAAAAUAAAUCGGGUUGCCGCUCUCAAAAGUCCCUCCCUAUCGCCAUCGUCAGAAUCUGAAAAUGAAGUUGAAAACACAGGAAAUCGGUCUUCUGUUUUGCUAAACUAUUCUACGUCUAAGGAUUAUUCCGCGUCUUGUACCAAAGGGUUUCUCGCGAACAGAGAAAGAAGUAUUUCCAUAAGUAGCUCUUCAAGUGAAGACGAUGAAUCAGGUGAAACAGACGAGCUAAACAGUAGUGAAAAGAAUACUCUUCCGAUCGUUCCUGUAUCUUCAGAAAAAUCCGAUUCUAGGCAGAUAACUUUUUCGCAACUCAAAUCGAGCGAGGAAACAUAUCAAAAAACAGAUAAUCCUACAAAACCACAGGAAGCGGACGAAACUGACCUUCAAACACGUGCCGAGAACUCUGAUUUUAAAAUAGAUUUCUCCAAAUUUCAGAACGUGAAUGCGUCAGAUACCGGUGCACGAUAUUCCCCCGGUAAUCCGACGUUCGAUGAUGAUUUGGACUCGGAAUCAUCGGCCGAAAUGCCCUCGCUGAAUAUCCAGGAAAUACCGUCACGAGAAAUUGAGUCAACUCCAAAAGAAAAUACAGAAUGUUUUCCAGAAACUAAAGUUUCUCCACAAGUUUUGCAUUCUGAAGUUGAAACCAGAAAUUCGCCCUUAAUUUUGCAGCCUGUCGUAGAAAUUAAAAAAUCACCGCCAAUUGUUGUUGAGCGAUCGUCUCAAAAAGAGAAGCUUUUGGAUUUGAAGAGGCGAGCAGCGCUUAUUUGCAAUAUUCCAGAACUGGCUAGUUCGCCUCCAAAGAAAAAGAAACGCGAUAAAAAGGAGAAAAAAUCAAAAGAAAAGAAAUCAAAGAAGAAAAGCUCCAAAAAGAACAAACUAUCCAAAACAGAAUUUUCCUCCGAAAAGCACAAAAGAAAAUCCAGCAGUAAAACUCGUGAUACAAGUUUAGAGUAUGACUCUUUGUCAGGCGAAGAUAGCGAUAACUCAAAGGACUAAUGUUAAUCCUUUUUCUUUCUAUUUAUGCUGCCUAAGUAUUGAUUUUCUUUUAAUUGCUUUAGCUAUCUGACUGGACUUGAUUUAAUGAAGUUUUACACUGGUCUAUUUUGUUCGGGGUAUUGAAUGAGACGUAUGUUUUAUCUAUGUUCGAAAUUUUCAUUUUGUUCCAAUUUUUGCAAUAUAUUAUAUUUUUCAACUAGUUUAAAUUU